AUGGUACAGUCAACGUUAUCAGAAAUUCUCAAGACAGCAUCUUUGGACUUGACUCCCUACGAGGACCUGUACAAAUAUUUCCACGCGCAUCCCGAACUCUCUCGGCAAGAGAAAUCUACAUCGGAAACGCUCGCGGCCCAUCUCGCCCAACUGAAAGUCUAUGAGCUUCACACCAACAUCGGAGGCUACGGCCUUGCGGGGGUGUUUCGAAAUGGCGAGGGCAAGACUGUGCUCCUGCGAGCGGACAUGGAUGCACUUCCAGUGAAAGAGCUGACCGGGCUCCACUAUGCAAGCUCCGUCACUAUGCGCGAUGCCGAUGGGAAUGAAAAGCCGGUGAUGCAUGCUUGUGGCCACGACAUGCACAUUACAUGUCUUCUAGCAUCUGCAGAGACGCUUGUAAAAAUGCGGAAUGCCUGGAGCGGGACUUUAAUCGUGCUGUUCCAACCGGACGAAGAGCGAGGUGGAGGUGCACAAGCGAUGGUUGACGAUGGACUUUACUCAAAGAUUCCAGUUCCUGAUUAUGUCCUGGGUCAACAUGUUAUGAGGAUGCGAGCAGGAAGCGUUGGCUCACGCCCUGGAGCCAUUAUGGCUGCGGCCGACAGCAUGAAGAUCACAGUCUUUGGGCGUGGUGGCCAUGGAUCUCAGCCUCAUCAGACGGUAGAUCCAGUGCUUCUCGCUGCGCACAUUGUUGUUCGACUACAGAGUAUCGUGAGCAGAGAGAUCAAUCCAAGCGACCUCGCCGUCUUGACCGUGGGAAGUCUCCAGGCGGGGCAGACAGAAAAUAUCAUUACCGACAGAGCCGAGAUCGGUGUUGACUUUCGGUCUGUCAAAGUGGAGAUUCGGGAACAAAUAAUCUCUGCGAUCAAGCGCAUCGUCGAGGCCGAGUGCGCGGCGAGUGGCUCGCCCAAGCCGCCGGUGUUUACUCCAACAAGACGCUUCCCACCUACCCUGAACGACAAAGAUACUGCGUCUCAAGUUGCCGCGACAUUUGCGACUCACUUUGAAGACUUCGAUGAUGACGUACAGCGAACCAAUGUUAGCGAAGAUUUUUCUACACUGGCAACCUGCCGGGGGCUUCCUAGCUGUUUUUGGCUCCUUGGAGGCAUUGAUCCUGAGCUUUGGGAUAAGGCACAGGCAGAUUCUCGCACAGAAGAGAUACCGGGGAACCACUCGGCACUUUUCGCGCCCGUUAUUCAGCCAACGAUGAGAGUUGGAGUGGAUGCGUUGUGUCUUGCUGCUUUGACUUUCUUGAAGAAAUAA
This is a messenger RNA of Penicillium riverlandense, 1260 nucleotides long. RefSeq names its product M20 family metallopeptidase. The transcript has a single exon. Gene Ontology annotation, molecular function: hydrolase activity. The coding region runs from base 1 to 1260 and encodes 419 amino acids. The record is from RefSeq and is a predicted model, not a curated record. Lineage: Eukaryota; Fungi; Ascomycota; Eurotiomycetes; Eurotiales; Aspergillaceae.